Molecule: messenger RNA, 5558 nt
Organism: Protopterus annectens (West African lungfish)
Lineage: Eukaryota; Metazoa; Chordata; Ceratodontiformes; Protopteridae
Product: protocadherin-9-like
Exons: 6
Coding region: 1-1050 (349 amino acids)
Source: RefSeq, a predicted model, not a curated record
AUGUCCAGAAGAGGAGGGGGCCUGACCAAUGAAACUGAAUAUAAUGAAACCAGGUGGAUUAUUGAAUUAGCAGCAGACAGAUUCCCAGUCCAUGCGUGGAGGCUCAGAGAAGCAGGAAGAGACAUCGCGAGUCAUGAUGGCAGGAAGGAAAUAGUUGAUGAAGUAGCUGAUUCUGGAGACACAGGAGUUGCUUUGGAGAUGGAGUUUGACUAUUCACAAAACAACUUUUUGGCAGAUAAUGAAGAGGAGUGGUUUACUGAGAGGGAAUCAAAGCAGAGUGCUGAAGUAAAUGGGAAUGCACCUUUAAAGGAUUCUGAAACUACGUUUCAGAACAGUUGUUCCAAGAAGAAUCGUAAGAUGGAUUUGGAUAUACUUGAGAGAUGUUCCAAAGUCACUGACACUGAGUCACAGCGUCGUGUCACAUUUCAUCUUCCUGAUGGCUCCCAGGAAAGCUGUAGUGACAGUGGCCUAGGUGAUCAUGAGCCCGUGGGAAGUGGAAAUCUUAUAUCACACCCUCUCCCUUUGGUUCAGCCACAGGAUGAAUUCUAUGACCAAGUCUCUCCAGACAAGAGGACAGAAGCUGACGGCAACUCUGACCCUAACUUUGGUUUGGAAGUGCCAACCCCGGAUUGUAGAACCCCUCCAAGAGGAAAGUAUCAAGAAGAUGUUUACCGUGCAGAUGGACCGCUUGGACCCAGAGGAUUAGCUGAAGCUACAGAAAUGUGCACUCAAGAAUGUUUAGUGCUGGGUCACUCAGAUAAUUGCUGGAUGCCUCCAGGUCUAACAUCCUAUCAGCAGCCAAAGUCCCCUUUAUCUACCUUUGCAGCUCAGAGUGACUGGGUUAAUGAUAAGCUGGUCAAAGGACAUACACUGACAAGAAGCUGGAAGGAAGAUGGCAACAGAAACCAGUUCAAUGACAGAAAGCAGUUUGGUACCAUUGAGGGACACUUUAACAAUGGCAACAGCAUUGCUGACAUACCCCUGGCUAAUAUGAAAUCCUAUAAGCAGGUGACAGGCACUGGAGAGAGUCUUAAGGAACAUCAACUUUAAGAAGAGCAACUGACAUCCAGCUCUGCCCUGUUGUAUACAAUCUCACACUGCUGUUUCUCAGAACUUUAUUUACUGAGUAGGCAUAUAAGCCUCUAUUAUAAGAUGCAGGAAAUAUAAGGUACAGAUUUAUCAUUUUACCACCCAUGUGGAAACCUUGUCCUGCACAAUUUGAUCACAUGUUGUCAAUUUAGUGGCUGUAUGGAAAACUACAUUCACAAAACUGUAUAGUGAACAAUAAUUUAGAAAAAAUUUACAGAACUUCAUCUCUGAAGAGAAAAGAGCUUAGGAAACCAAAUGCAAGAAAUAAUGAGGAUGGACCACGUACUCCAUUAGACAACUGUGGUGUGGUUGCUGUUGAGCUGUGCAAGGACAACGUAUCUGACAUUGUCAAAGCAGCUGACUGAAACGAUAAUAAACCUAUUGUGCUAUUAACAACUUUAGAGAACAACUGUGCGUUCAUCAUUGUUGAAGUAUUUGUAAAUAGCAUAAGUAACUACUAAUGCAUUUUGUGUACUAAUGCUCACCGAGAAGGGGGAAAAAAACACACUACUAUGCUUCAUGAUUGUUCUUUUUAAAUCCCCAUGUAGUUCUGUUUUAUUUCCCUUUCAAAAGUAAUGUUAUUAUAUUGGUGAUCUGUCUAACACAAAUGUGUUUGAGCACUCUGGACACUUGGUAUAAAUGUAACUUUCUGACAGUGUUUAUAAUUUGAAACAAGCCCUAGCAUUCAACUGUUUUAAAACAAAGGGAGAAUGUUUAGGACAAAUCAUCUUUCCCCCUACAUCUGAAAGAUAAAAUAUAAAAGUAUAGCUGGAAUGAGUUAGAUGUGAGUAUAACUGAAACACAUCUGUAGUAUGUCAGGGCUUUGAUCCCACAAAAUGUAAAGAUUAUUGUACUGGUAAGUAUGCACAGCUAAGUCCAAACUAUUAAAUAUACACUCGUAAAAAAGACUAAAGCUAAACACUUAGAGAAUCACAUUAGAAAUUUCUAAUUUUCUAUGCAUGUACCAUGUGCUGAUUUAUUUUAUGGCUUUCAUGCAGGAAGCAUUUAAUAUUUUCAGACAUCAGCUUUACCUUAUCCCAUCACAACGCAUCUUAACUGUUUUAGCCUCUGUGCUUCAGAUACCUCAUGCAUACUAGUUCCUCAGGAUCUUUGUUUCUGAAAUUAGAAAAGCUAAACUUAGUUUGAAUUUUAUACAUGUUUGUUUUAGAACAGAAAGCAUAUUGCAGAUAGUUGUGUUUUUUCUGUCCCCAAAAUGUAUGCACUGUAGUUUACUACCCAAGUGAUUAUAGUGGUAUUUUUAAAUAUUAUAAUAUGCAGUGUGUUCCUAGAAUACAAAGUACUUAUUCACUGAUUGGGGUGGAUUUUUACAAGGUACUCUGUGUUAUGAAAUUGUGUGGGAUUCUUGAUAAAAAUAUCUAGAUGACAACUUAACUCUGUGAGCUUACACCUGAUGCCUUCAUUUCAGAAGACAUUUGACACCGUUCAUCAUAAUACUGCAUUUUUAAGUUGAGAAGGUUGCCAAUAACACCAUAUUAUUUACAAUAUAUUACAAUACUACUUGGUUUAGUACAUGCCAGCCUUGAAAAAGAAAGAUGGAAAUGUUACGCAUACAAUAGUUUAUGUUGUGCUGGUAUUCAUCCCAGUCCAGCAAUAUAUAUUAAUCUCAAACUGGGGCCUGACAAUAUGUCCAUUUAUUUGUAAUAUCAUUAUGUUUUAAUCAGAAGACAUCUGAAUUUUUGCAUCAAGAAUGCAAAAUAAUUUGAUUUUGAGAGGAGUGUCAGUUCAAUGACUACCUUCUGGUGUACAGAAAAACAAAAUAAUUCCAAUGUGUCUAGCAGCUACAUUUUAUUUAAAUAUCACAGAAUUCAUAGCUUUGGAUUAGAAUUUAGUGUUAUAUUUUUCUAAUCUGAAUGUAGCAUCCUGUUUGUACCUUACUGUGAAGAUGUGGGUUAUCUAUAAUUGUAUCUUUUUCCUUCACUCUGGGUAGUGGGGAAAUAAACUUCACUUUUACCACUUAAGUUCCUUUGACUAGUUUUUUGUUCAAUUAAAUAUAUUUUAAAAAAGAUGCAUCUUCUACAGAAAGAAGGUAAUUAAAAUAAUAAAGAGGAACACACUACAGUGAUAUACGUGAGAAACACUGCUGCCACAGCACUGUGCCAUUCUCGUACACACAAGUGCAGUCACAUGCAAUGAAACUUCCACACACAUAUGCUAACAGAUAUUAUCUUGAAUGACACAACGUUAUGAUGUAGUUGACACAUUCAUAUAAGAAAAGUUAAAAAGCAGAAUAUAUUACGGAAACUUUAUCGUCAGACAUCAUAAAGAAAAUAAAUUACAGUUUAAUUUGGUGGGACAAUAAAAUCUGGAGAAGAAUACUUUGGUGGCAACUAGUAGAUAACAUGGUUUGGUGUUUAAGGGACAUGUGAAUCAAAGUAGGAAUAAGUGGAAGGUGAACAGAUGAUUACCUGUAAAAUAUAAAACACUUAACAGAUUUAAGGGCUUCAAAUGCUUUACAUGUACAUCUCUAUAGCCACAAAUGCUUACUCCCAGAAUCUCCCAAAAUGUGUUUCACCUGUUGACAGAGAAGAAGGGAAGCCAAAUUGCUAGUAAUUUAAUUUUAUUUAGAUGUUUAAAAAAAAAGGUAUCCUCAGAGUCCAUCUUCAUAAUUCACUGCAUGUCAUAAUGAUGACAUCAUGAAACCAUAGUGGCUUAGAUUCUUUUUAAAAUUAUAAGCAGUGUGUGACUUGCUUUUUAUACGUAUACAGUAUGGGCAUAUGUCCCUACAUCUAAAUCAGAUAUUUUAAGGAAAAUAGAAGCGUUUUAUAUGGAAUUUGAUGGCACAAAAUACUGACAGUUUGGUUACCUAAAACUUAUUCUGUACCAAACAAAAAUACACAGCAGCAAUGUUGUUUGCUUAUUGCAUCCACUUGUAUAAUAUCUUGCAGUUUAUGCUUUGCAUCUGAAAAUUGUACCCAUGACCAUUAACAGAUACAUCUUAUUUUCUUAUUCUUAUUAUUGUUUUCAACCUAUGUUGGCAUUUUAAUCAUUUGAAACUAGUCCCAAGUCAAUGAGAGUGACCAGCAUGUUAGUGCUUUAUUUGAGAGGCAACAUUUAAUACUGGGAGAAUCACAACAAAAAUGAAACAAAGAACAUACAGUAAGUAAGGCAGUAGACUGUAACGGUUAACCUGCUGUUUAACUGUAAUUAUGCCAGUGAAAUUUCCUACAAACACAGUGGGAAUUCAUUUUUAACAAUCAUUCAGUGUAAUUCAGAAAUAUGUAUGCAAUAGGUUUGUUAUUCUGAAUAUUAGGUAAAUAAACACCUUUCGUAUGUAGUGGUUCAGUGACUGUGUUUAUGAUCCUUACAAUGAGAUGACUGCCUUUUAGCAGAUAAAAAGUGGCUUGUUGUUGUCUUUGUCAGACAGUAUGACUUCAGUUGUAGUUGGCUCAGAAUUAGUAGGAUAUAUUUUUGUUAACUGUACUACCCAUGCUGGUAUAAUUUUAUGAAGUAUUUAAAAAACAGCAAAACAUGGUACUCAGUCUCAGUUGCGCAAGUGUAAAACCACAGCUAAUACUACUAUAAGAUAGAUGGGGAUGUUAUUUAAGCCUGAGUUAUUGGUGUAAUAAUGAUGUAUUUUGUCAGGCAUUUGUAGGCUUCUAAAUGAACACAUAUAUGACAUGCUAAGUGAUAUCUUAGAACACAAGUCAUGAAAAUGAAGAGCAUGCCAUUGCAGAACUGUUACACAAAAGGAAAACAAUGUUGUCAAAAAUGCAUAAUUUUGUAAGGCAUAACAAUUUGUAUAGUUCAACUCAACCUUUGUCAUAAAACUGAUAGAUGCUAGAGUGCUUGUCACAGCGCAAGUGUUUUAAAGUGUAUUCACAGAAUAUUUAAUGUGUUGUGCCUUCAUAAUCUUAGAACUUUGCUGUAAACUGGUUUGGGGGCUGUGGAUCCAUUUUGGGUAGGGUAAGGGAAAAAGGACAUCACAAUGUUAACUUUGAUUUUAAUUGUUUACCCACUUCUUUCCACCAUUAGGCAAUGUCUGGCAGGUACCAGCAUCUGUUUCAACUUCAAAACAACAUGAUACAAUGGAUAGCAUUUACAAUGUUAAUAACAUCUGGCUCGCACGUAGAAUAAAUAUCUGUCAGAGCAACUUUUAUUAAAAGGUUAUGUUAAGGCAUGAGAGAAGAUUAAGCAUGUAAAUGUCUCUAGCAAUUUACCUGAAAUUCACGUAAGUAACAGUGCUCAUCUCAGAAAAUUUGUUUUGUUAAUUUACAACGCACCUUUUUUGUAAAAAUCUCAAGUUUGCUUUUCUUUAUUUUCUUACCAUAUUGUAAAGGGUUAAAGGGGUUGGUAGAUUGCUUAUAGUGGUGCAUUUGUAAGUUUGUGUGGGUUGUUUGAUGACUUUGAUGGGGAGUAAAUAUCUAAGCAAUUAUCCUUGUUGCAGCUUUGCCAAUUCACCGUUAUUUACAGUUACUCAGCUGUUGCAAUAAAAGUUCAGAAUUUCAAAA